Alternaria hordeiaustralica is the source of this 1644-nucleotide messenger RNA. RefSeq lists its product as uncharacterized. NCBI's taxonomy places the organism in Eukaryota, Fungi, Ascomycota, Dothideomycetes, Pleosporales, Pleosporaceae. The transcript has a single exon. The coding region runs from base 1 to 1644 and encodes 547 amino acids. The record is from RefSeq and is a predicted model, not a curated record. Gene Ontology annotation, molecular function: protein binding.
AUGGAUCUUCCGCCGACAGUGAUCGAGGAGAAGCUGCGAAACGCAGCUACCGAGCUGUCCCGGGAUACCCUUCGACCUGGAUUCCGCUCCAUAAACGAUCUACCCGACGAGCUGCUGCUUGAAGUAGCCAGACACCUUGAGGGUGACAACCCAGCGCUUGGGAGCCUGAAUCAGACAUCACGUCGCUUCAAAGCCAUUGGUGAUGAGCUCUUAUAUCGGACGAUCAGCUUGCCUCGUACUCGGGGUGACAGCGUCAUGUACCUCGUGCGCACCAUCGUUCGAAGACCGGAACUGAGAAGCAAGAUCCGUCACUUGACAUUUUCCGCGACCAACUGGCUUGUCGAAUAUGAUGGAGAGACUCCAGUACACGAACGCGCCACCACCAUAGAACGUCCAAAUACCUCCUCGAACGCGCAUGCAGCUUCUUUGCUACAAAUAUCCCAGAGCCUCGAUAGGCUGAGCUUCCUUAGGGACGAGAAUCCGUUUGAGAGUGAGGAAGAGCUGGCCUGGCGGUGCGGUUUAUUGUGCGGCCAGCUGAGCGCACUAGCUGGAAUGCUUCUCAUACUUUGCGACAGCCUUGACAUGCUCUAUAUGGAUAUGUAUCACAGGCAAGAUCUGAGUACACCUGCUGUUGAUGUCCUGGGCUGGCUUUAUUGUCUCCACAGCGAGCUGAUGCAGCAACCGCCAAGCCGCUGGUCGGGCUUCAAGCAAUUCUAUAACGUUAAGCGCCUGAGAGUCUCCGGUUUGAGCAUCGACAUACUAAGAUUCCCAUUCAUCUCCCUCCAAGUCCUCGAGAUCGACCUCUGCUGGGAGUCCUUCAAUGAGGGCCUGUCAACUGCAGAGCACGUCUUCUUCGGCAACGAAUCGGCUCGGUGUCUCUCGCCCCGCUGUGCGAACCUCCACACACUCAUCAUACGAAGCGAUUGGAAUGAGCUAAACGACCAAGCCCAUCUGAGUCAUGGCUAUCAGCUUCCACUUCUGCUACUAGACUUCGCUGGAUCGACCAUCACCCGUCUAGAGAUACUGUUCAUGAGGAUCCCGACUGUUGUAAAGCAGUGGCUGGGUACUUUCGAGCACAUUGCGCGUGCUCUGGGUGAGGACACAGACGUAUCUGCAAGCUUGCAAUCCAUCAGAAUCGACUACGAGGAGUCUGAUCACUUCGAUCCCAGGCGUUGCUUCGGUGGUUGUACGACCGUGCACAGCUUUCGCUCGUUCCUCAAGUUGACGAAGAUGGAGGUUCUGCAAGGUGUACUUGUAUUCGAGGCCCGCAAUACGUUCGGUGAGCUGUACUGCUUUCGCGGCAUUUUACCUCCUCCAAGCCUCGAGUCACUCACCGUAAUAUGUCCUACCAAGGCUAUUCUUACAUGGCUCAACAUGAUAGUCGAGCGCAAGACGGAGGUGCCAGCCCUGAAUAAGAUCGUGCUUUUGUGCAGGUGUGGCUACGGUGCUGGACCUAAGGAGUUCGAAGGCGACGUCUCGACAUACGUUUUCGCGCAGCUGAACGACCUUGGUAUCGAUGUGCGUGUAGUUGAAGAGAUACCAGGAGUAUUCGCGGCUCUAGCUCGGAAGGAAGGCUCAGUGUGGGAGGCGGACUGGGCCGAAGAUGGAUGGGUGGAUGGAUUAUUCGGUCAGGAUCAGGGUUGA